Molecule: messenger RNA, 1716 nt
Organism: Varanus komodoensis (Komodo dragon)
Lineage: Eukaryota; Metazoa; Chordata; Lepidosauria; Squamata; Varanidae
Gene: MDH1
Product: malate dehydrogenase 1
Exons: 9
Coding region: 147-1151 (334 amino acids)
Biological process (GO): tricarboxylic acid cycle; oxaloacetate metabolic process; malate metabolic process
Cellular component (GO): mitochondrion; cytosol
Molecular function (GO): L-malate dehydrogenase (NAD+) activity
Source: RefSeq, a predicted model, not a curated record
CAAAAAAAAGGAGGGACGAAAGGAGGCGGGGUUUUUUCACCUUUUUUUCAAUCAAUUGCCGAGUGGCGCUCUCUGUUAGCUGUAGCUGUGUCUGCGGUUAGAGGUGACCCCAAGAAGUAGGAACGGUCGUGUCUCCUGCUAUCACCAUGGCUCAACCAAUCAAAGUCCUAGUAACUGGUGCAGCUGGACAGAUUGCAUAUUCUCUGCUCUAUAGCAUUGCUCAGGGUGAUGUCUUUGGCCGCGAUCAGCCUCUUGUUCUUGUGCUAUUGGAUAUCACUCCCAUGAUGAAUGUAUUGGAAGGUGUACUGAUGGAAUUGCAAGACUGUGCUCAUCCUCUGUUAAGAGAGGUAAUUUCAACUGACAAAGAAGAAGUUGCAUUCAAAGAUCUUGAUGUAGCCAUACUGGUUGGCUCAAUGCCAAGAAAAGAGGGUAUGGAACGGAAAGACCUUCUCAAGGCAAAUGUGAAAAUAUUUAAGUCCCAAGGUGCCGCAUUGGACAAGUAUGCAAAGAAGACUGUUAAGGUUCUUGUUGUUGGGAAUCCAGCAAAUACCAAUUGCCUGAUUGCAUCAAAGUCUGCUCCAUCCAUACCAAAAGAGAAUUUCAGCUGUUUAACUCGUCUGGAUCACAACAGAGCAAAAGCUCAGAUUGCUCUAAAACUUGGCGUGACUGCUAAGGAUGUGAAGAAUUGUAUUAUCUGGGGUAAUCAUUCCUCUACCCAGUAUCCAGAUGUUAACCAUGCCAAAGCCAAAUUACAAGGGAAAGAUAUUGGUGUUUAUGAAGCUGUGAAAAAUGAUAACUGGUUGAAGAGUGACUUCAUUACAACUGUUCAGCAGCGGGGUGCAGCUGUUAUUAAAGCCAGAAAGCUGUCAAGUGCAAUGUCGGCUGCCAAGGCUAUCUGUGAUCAUAUGAGAGACAUCUGGUUUGGCACUCCAGAGGGUGAAUUUGUUUCCAUGGGUGUUAUUUCUGAUGGGAAUUCCUAUGGUAUCCCUGAAGAUCUGAUCUAUUCAUUUCCUGUUGUAAUCAAGGAUAAAACAUGGAAGCUUGUUGAAGGGCUUCCUAUUAAUGACUUCUCUCGUGAGAAGAUGGAUUUAACUGCCAAGGAAUUAACUGAGGAAAAGCAGACUGCUGUGGAAUUUCUGUCUUCUGCUUGACUAGGUGCUUACCAAGAUGGAAGGGAUGGCUUAAACACUGAGGAAUCUAAAAGUCGUCUCUAAAUUCUGCAUUGAAUGUUAUUGUAUGUUAGCUGUUGUUUCCUUGUAACUACCCAUUCAAUACUGGCUUUAUUGGUACAUUUGUGCCUGCUAUUCAGUGUUCUUUGUAAUGAGAAGAGUGCACAACAGAUUUAAAAUGCAAUUUGCAGGCUUGACCAAAAUUUUUUGAUCUAUUGCUGCUUGCUUCUUGUAUUGUGUAGCACAUAUGACUACUUUGCCUCCUUGAUUAAAAUGGCAGCAGCCUUUCUGGUUGAAUUACAGGGAAACCAGCAAUACAUUGCUAAAGGUGAUUUUAUGGAUGUGCUUUAGCAUUGUAUUAAUCAAACAGAAUUAAAUUGACUAGUGGUAUUUCUGAAAGGACCCAGGAGCAUCUAUUUCUCUGUUACUUAAAAUAUAAGUAGGAAAUGAUUAUUGAAUAUGAUGAAUGUACUAUGUAUUACCAUCACAAAUUCUUUCUCAAGAACUCUCAUUAGAAAUUGCAUUAAAUGUUAAGUAAGCACUCCUA